Molecule: messenger RNA, 2832 nt
Organism: Purpureocillium lilacinum
Lineage: Eukaryota; Fungi; Ascomycota; Sordariomycetes; Hypocreales; Ophiocordycipitaceae
Product: serine/threonine-protein kinase
Biological process (GO): peptidyl-serine phosphorylation; autophagy of mitochondrion; autophagosome assembly
Cellular component (GO): phagophore assembly site; cytosol; cytoplasm
Molecular function (GO): ATP binding; protein serine/threonine kinase activity
Source: RefSeq, a predicted model, not a curated record
AUGGCGAGUCGGCAGGAGGGCCAGCCCCCCGGCUCCCGGAAGUCGAGCGGGCGCAACAUCGGCCAGUUUGUCAUCGACAAGGAAAUCGGCAAGGGCAGCUUCGCCCAAGUCUACAUGGGAUGGCACAAGGAGUCCAAAGCUGCCGUCGCCAUCAAGUCGGUCGAACUCGCCCGGUUGAACAAGAAGCUUAAGGAGAACCUGUUUGGGGAGAUUCAGAUCCUCAAGUCUCUGCGGCAUCCUCACAUCGUCGCCCUCCAUGACUGUGUCGAGUCGUCCACGCACAUCAAUCUCAUCAUGGAGUACUGCGAGCUGGGGGAUCUCUCCUUGUUCAUCAAGAAGCGAGACAAGCUCAUCACACAUCCCGCCACGCAUGACAUGGCUCGCAAGUACCCGGUAGCCCCCAACUCUGGGCUGCAUGAGGUUGUCAUUCGCCACUUUCUGAAGCAGCUAUCAAGUGCUCUCGAGUUUCUCAGGAGCAACAACUACGUCCAUCGCGAUGUCAAGCCCCAAAAUCUCUUAUUGUUGCCCUCGCGCUCCUUUAGGGAUCAACGGCAGUUCCACAUUUUGUCGGCCAGCCAGGACUCACUGAUUCCCGUCUCCGGACUUACAUCGCUGCCGAUGCUCAAGCUGGCCGACUUUGGCUUCGCGCGGGUGCUGCCGUCGACGUCGCUGGCCGACACUCUGUGCGGCUCACCACUUUACAUGGCGCCCGAGAUCCUGCGGUAUGAGCGGUACGAUGCCAAGGCGGACUUGUGGUCAGUGGGCACCGUCCUUUACGAGAUGAUCACAGGCAGGCCCCCCUUCCGGGCCAGGAACCACGUGGAACUGCUGCGCAAGAUCGAGGCCGCCGAGGACGUCAUCAAGUUUCCCCGCGAGGUCGUCGUGAGCUCCGAGAUGAAGGCCCUCGUACGGAGCCUUCUCAAGAGGAGCCCGGUUGAGCGAUUGAGCUUUGAGAACUUUUUCGCGCACCCUGUAGUCACCAACGACAUCCCGGGCCUAGUAGAGGACGACAUUCCGAAGCCGCCACCCAAGCGAGAACUGGAGACGAUUCCUCAAGGGGAGGCCCUGCCUUCACCACGGUCACCAGGCCCGAGCCGCGGCACAGGACAUGACUUCAUUCCUCGCGACGCUGGCUCAUCAAGGUCCCCGCGAGACGCGGCGCCGCGGUCGCCUCAGACCGGCAGCCCCGGUGAUGGCCGAUACCGACGGCAAACCGGUGACGUGCACCGACUGAGCGAGUCCCCACGGAAUGGCGGUGAGGGCCUAGGAAUUCAGCGCCCGACGCCGCAACAUACCGUUUCGACACCAAACUAUCAACCACAUCUGACGACCAGGCCAUCUCGCGACCGCGUUGUGACGCCCGGCGUGAGCCCGACAGAUGUAAGGCGGCCGCCCGCCGUCAAUCGCGAAGCCUCGGAGGAAGAGCAGGCAGCCCAGGACGUCAUGUUCGAGCGGGACUAUGUCUUGGUCGAGCGGAGGCACGUUGAAGUCAAUGCCCUCGCGGACGAGCUGGCUGCCAACCAAGUGCCCGGCAUGCAACGGGGCCAACAGAUGGUACGGCGGAGCACCCAACAGGGGGCGCCGACGUCGACCACGGGUGCCAUCCCCACGCCAGCCUCGCAGACUGCCUUGGUCGCACAAGGCCGAGCAGGACAAGACAAGCGCUCGUCGUACGAAAAGGCCCUCAGCUCCAGCCCGAGCUCGGCGUCGAGCGCCAUCACAAAGGCGAUUCAAGAUGCCAGCCUCAGGCUCUUCGGCUUCAAGAUGGCACCAGUCCGUGGUGCCAAGGGCCACUCGCCGCCCAUGUACCAACCUUUCCCGGCCUAUCCCACGCCUUCUGCACCCGCAGGCCUGCUCGGUGACGGCAAGAGCAGCCCGUCCGCCGACGAGGACGUGCGCGCCAAGGACGCCAUGGAAGAGUACGCCGAGCGGAGCGACUGCGUGUAUGGCUUCGCCGAAGUCAAGUACAAGCAGCUGGUCCCGCUGGCACCGUCCAUGGACCACGGGCUUGGCGGUGUCCCCAUGGAUCAGCUCGCGGACGAGGAAGAUGGCUUGACGGUUGAGGCGAUUGUUUCCCUGUCCGAGGAGGCUCUCGUCCUGUACGUCAAGUCGCUGACGCUGCUCGCCCGGGCCAUGGACAUUGCCAGCGUGUGGUGGUCCAAGAAGAGCCGCGGUGCCGUGGCGACGGGAGUCUCUGCCGCCGUGUCUGAGCAUGUCGCGCAAAAGAUCAAUGCCAUCGUGCAGUGGGUGCGACAACGCUUCAACGAAGUCCUGGAGAAGUCGGAGAUUGUCCGUCUCAAGCUCCUGGAGGCCCAGAAGCUGCUGCCCGAGGAUCACCCCAGCCAUCCGGCAAAUCACGGUGAGGACUCGAUCGUAUCAUCGUCGGGAUCUGCCGCGAAGCAGGUCUACCUCACGCCCGGCAUCAGUGCCGAGAAGCUCAUGUACGACCGCGCCUUGGAGAUGAGCCGCGCGGCCGCGAUUGACGAGGUGACCAAUGAGAACUUGCCGGGCUGCAAGAUUUCGUACAUCACGGCCAUUCGCAUGUUGGAAGCGGUGCUGGAGAGCGACGACGACGCCGUGGGCAGGAGGCUUGCGAAUGGCAAGGAGGUCGCCCGCGGCUCCCUAGAGAAUGGAGGCGACCUCGACAGUGACGAGGAGGCCCACGUGCGGAAGAUGAUCAAGAUGAUUACUGGCCGACUGGCAUCGGUGACGAAGAAGCAGCAAAUGAUUGUCGAGGCCAACAACAAGGAGCAACAAGCUCAGCUGCAGGCGGCACGACGACGGAGCGGCGAUGUUACACCGCGGAGCAUCCCUUCUCAUGGGUCGACUUGA